AUGGCAUCUCGUGUCAACAUUGUCCAAGUGCAAAUCCUCGACAAUCCGGCCAUGUUCACCGACAAGUUCAAGCUGGAGAUCACAUUCGAGGUCUUCGAGAACCUCCCGCACGGUACCCUGUGACGCCCAGUCUGAUGAAAGUGUAAAUUUUAGAUCUCGAGUGGGAGCUUGUCUACGUCGGUUCGGGAACUUCCCGCGAAUUCGAUCAAGUGCUCGACUCGGCGCUCGUCGGCCCGAUCCCAGAGGGACGUCACAGGUUCGUGUUCGACGCCGAUCAUCCGGAUAUUUCGAAGAUUCCGGUUGACGAUAUUGUCGGAGUGAGCGUGCUUCUGCUCCGUUGCAAGUACAACGAGCAGGAGUUCAUCAACAUGGGAUGGUUCGUCGCCAACGAAUACACCGACGAGGCUCUCAAGGAGAACCCGCCGGCUCAGCCGAUCGUCGAGAAGGUAAAUUGGAGCUUAACUUUGGAUGUCGAUGAAACGAACACUAGACAGUUUGAUUACAGCUGUCUCGCAAAGUUGAGACGGAAGAUCUGCGUGUGACGACGUUUCCGAUCAAGUGGACGGACGAAGAUCCGAUUGCCGACGCCGUCGAGGCCGAACCGGAGCGUGUCUUCGCUGAGGACGAUCUGUUGCCGUUGAACGACGAUGGCCAGGAAGACGACGAAGACGACGAGGACGUAAGAACUGACUCCCGGUGUGUAUUCAGAGAGAAACCGUUUCAGGAAGACGAAGAUAUGGAGGGAGGUGCCACCGAAGAGAUCGAUCUGAACGAAAGCUUCAAUGAGCGUUUGGCCAACGCCAUCGACAGAAUGGACGAGGAGCAGCAGAAGGGGGACGGAAAGGAUGCGGAAGAGGCGACUGGAGACGUCGAGAUGGGUGAGUGAAAGGAAUGCAUGAGAAGUGCCCUCUAGAAGUGUCUAUAAUAUUGUAGAAGACGAGCAAGGAGUUCAGAUCAACAACAGUGACAAAGUCGUCGAGUCGACUGCUGACCCGUUCUCUGACAAGACCAACAACGAGAUGAUCCACUGA
Messenger RNA from Caenorhabditis sp. 36 PRJEB53466, 1031 nucleotides. The record is from the annotation of a GenBank genome assembly. NCBI's taxonomy places the organism in Eukaryota, Metazoa, Nematoda, Chromadorea, Rhabditida, Rhabditidae.